AUGUUGAUUCCUGCCUUUGUUGUAUGGGAUGCGGGAUAUCCCUUCUAUACCUAUGGAUCCAUCUUCAUUAUUGCAUUAAUUAUUUGGCAAGUGAAAAAGGGGCGCCAAAAAUUAAAGUCAGAACCUAAUGAAACCUGUUGCCAGCAUCACGGAGCAGUCAAACAAAAGUCUAAAGAUAGAACAUCAAAAGCUAAGAAAACUUCCCAGGAAGAAGCUGAGAAGCUGAGGAAGCUGCUCUCUGUCAUGAAAAGCCACGGCUGGCUUCCCCAGGUGGAAAGUAUACGGCGGCUCCUGUGUGCAGAUCCUGGCUGCCAAAUCUGUAAUUCUCUAGCUCUGGACAUUCAGCAAUUGCUGGAGUCUCCAGAAAUUGACUUGGGAAAUACGAUGAAGCUCUAUUCGCACUGGAUUAACCCUGAAGUGAAAGCUCACAGGCAUGAGGAACCCAUUUCCCCAUCUAAGGCUGAGAAAGUGACCCGAUCCAGGACAAAAGAGGUUAAGAAGGGUCCAACCCACACCAAAGACCGCGUGGGAGGAGCUAGGUUGGAGAAGAAAACAGAGAACCCCAUGGCCCUGCCUCCCCCUACUGAGAAGGAGCACUUGUCUUUCCUUGAUGUCCUCAGUGCCUUCACCAACAGUUCCAGCAAAACGCCCUUCAGUCCAGCCAACCUUAAGGACUGUGCCACUCAUAAAACUGCUCCAAAUUCUGUUGUCAACUGACUUGGGUCACCCAACCAGAAAAUCUAUCCCAAGUCGCAACUCUCAGCUCAGCAGAAGGCACCAGUUUACCCAGGAAAAUAACCAUUCCAACAAAAAGGAGGUUUUUUUUCUACAUCCCCCUGAAGAAGACUGUCAAUCACCCUUUAUAUUAACAUGCAGGUGAGGCAUAGCAUUCUCCAAAUAUACUCUAUACCUGUAAGCAAAGAGCCACUUGUUUGUGUCUCUUUAUUUUCAAUGUGGUAUGUGAUGGAGAGAGUAGAGGAAAUAAAAAUACUCCCCAUGUGGUACAGGAGCUUAAAUCCAUUUCAGAUGGGUCAGCAUUUCAUGUGAUUCCUUUCAACCCCUGGACUGUGGAUAAAGGUACUUAA
Messenger RNA from Marmota monax (woodchuck), 1085 nucleotides. It is a transcript of the gene Spata31f3, whose product is annotated as SPATA31 subfamily F member 3. Bases 1 to 717 code for a protein of 238 amino acids. Lineage: Eukaryota; Metazoa; Chordata; Mammalia; Rodentia; Sciuridae. The record is from RefSeq and is a predicted model, not a curated record. The transcript has 5 exons.